UGCUCUCCCACCUCAAGCGGUCACCCAACCCUUCGAUAGCCCGCUUUUCUCUCCUCAACUUCGAUGUUACACUUUUAAUAUCUUUGCGACUUCUUGUCCACAUUCGUUAAGUGAUUGCGAGAAGUGUACCGGUGCUGAACGAGUGGUAUCGCGUUCGAGAGCGCGCGAGCUCUACUCAUCUACAGCCUUCCUCGUACCACAGUCAAAUACCGCUGCAAAUAUGGCCAAAUCAGCAAAGUCAGGAAAUUCGACGCCUGCGAAGGUCUCGCAGAGCGCCGAACGCCCAACAAUUGUCAAAAAGCCCGAGGACUACACCUCGGAAGGUGUCGAAGAUCAUGAUGUCUUCCUCCUCCCAGGAUCCGACUACCAGGCUAUGAUUGCCGUCACAGUCCUGGCAACAAUUGUCAGGCUGUUCAGGAUAUACCAACCUAGUAGUGUAGUCUUCGAUGAGGUCCAUUUCGGCGGGUUCGCAACGAAAUACAUUAAGGGGAAAUUUUUUAUGGAUGUCCAUCCCCCUCUUGCGAAACUACUCAUCACACUUGCCGGAUGGCUAGCUGGAUUCGAUGGAGAAUUUGACUUCAAGGAUAUUGGAAAAGACUACCUCGAGCCCGGAGUUCCAUACGUGGCCAUGAGAAUGCUGCCAGCUAUCUGUGGUAUCCUUCUGGUUCCUACUAUGUUUCUGACGCUUAAAGCUGCGGGAUGCAGAACAAUGACUGCCGUUAUGGGUUCCUGCUUGAUUGUCUUCGAAAACGGUCUCCUUACCCAGGCUCGAUUGAUUCUCCUCGAUUCCCCUCUCAUGAUCAUGACAGCCUUCACUGGACUGGCAUUCACAUCGUUCACAAAUCAGCAUGAGCAGGGUCCUUCGAAAGCGUUCCAGCCAACUUGGUGGUUCUGGCUUGCCAUGACAGGUCUUGGACUUGGUGCGACUGCCAGUAUCAAAUGGGUUGGACUUUUCACAAUUGCCUGGGUCGGAUCCUUGACUAUCUUGCAGCUAUGGGUUUUGCUUGGAGACGUCAAGACAGUGACUCCUCGCCUGUUUACCAAGCAUCUGGUUGCUAGAAUCUUUUGCCUUAUUGUCAUUCCUGUUUCAUUCUACAUGGCCAUGUUUGGAAUUCACUUCCUCUGCCUCGUCAACCCGGGAGACGGCGAUGGAUUCAUGAGUUCGGAAUUCCAGGCGACUCUCAACUCGAAGGCUAUGCAGGAUGUUCCAGUGGAUGUGGCAUUCGGAAGUCGAGUCAGCAUAAGACAUCACAAUACUCAAGGAGGAUAUCUGCAUUCGCACAACCUCAUGUACCCAACUGGCAGCAAACAGCAACAGAUCACUCUCUACCCCCAUAAGGAUGAGAACAACCUUUGGCUCCUCGAGAAUAUGACCCAACCUCUUGAUAUCAAUGGAGAGCCUAUCAAUGGCUCGCUUGCUUGGGACGCCCUUCCCUCACCCGAGUUCAUCAAAGAUGGUGACACCGUCAAGCUUUACCACAUGACCACCCAUCGCAGACUUCACUCUCACGAUGUUCGUCCUCCGGUCACAGAGGCAGAUUGGCAAAGCGAAGUAUCGGCGUAUGGUUAUGAAGGUUUCGAGGGAGAUGCCAAUGAUUAUUUCCGAGUCGAAAUCAUCAAGAAGUCGUCUGACGGCGAGGAAGCGAAGAAACGCCUCCGAACUAUUGAGACCAAGUUCAAGCUCGUACAUGUAAUGACUGGCUGUGUUCUGUUCUCGCACAAGGUUAAGUUACCUGAGUGGGCAUCCGAGCAACAAGAAGUUACCUGCGCAAAGGGAGGCACUCUUCCCAACAGCAUCUGGUAUGUUGAACAGAAUGAGCAUCCACAACUUGGUGAGACCGCCGAGAAAGUCAACUACAAGAACCCUGGCUUCUUUGGAAAAUUCUGGGAGCUGCAAAAGGUCAUGUGGCACACCAAUGCUGGUCUUGUUGAGUCUCACGCUUGGGAUUCUCGACCACCCUCUUGGCCUAUCCUCAGACGCGGUAUCAACUUCUGGGGUAAAGACAAUCGCCAAAUUUACCUCAUUGGAAACCCAAUUGUUUGGUGGACCUCCACCUUGGCCGUUGCUAUCUUCGUUGUCUUCAAGGGCAUCGCAGUUCUCCGCUGGCAACGAGGAUUCAAGGACUACAAUAACACCAUCUUCAAGCGUUUCGAUUACGAAAUUGGUACUAUGGUCUUGGCAUGGGCGUUCCAUUACUUCCCAUUCUACUUGAUGCAACGUCAACUAUUCCUGCAUCACUACUUCCCAGCUCUCUACUUCGCAGUCAUGGCCCUGUGCCAAGUAUACGACUAUGUCACCGCUCGUGUUCCUGGUAUUGGUCUCCGUGAAAAUCCUCUCUUCGGCCGUCUUGGAGCUAUUAUCUUUUUGGCACUCACCAUAGUGGCAUUUGCCAUUUACUCUCCUCUGGCCUACGGCAAUCCAUGGACUCAAGCUGCUUGCAAGCAAGCCAAACUGUUCGAGACAUGGGACUGGGAUUGCAAUACUUUCCUUACCGAAUACUCUCAAUACUCCACUCAGUCUAUCAACGCAAAUGCCGAUGUUCACAAGACAGAUUCACCUUUGAUUCCAACCAACGCUCCUGUGGCUCCAGCUGGUGACCAAGCUGCACAGCAACCUCUCAUGGAAGAUCGCGCAGGCAUAUCCGAAGCCCCCCCCCCAGCAGUGUCUGCUCCUCCUGUCGCUUUACCAGCUGGGCAGAGCAUCCUCUCUCGAGAAGAGAAGGUUGAGUACAGAGACCAAGACGGUAAUCUCUUGGAUCCGGAACAAGUCAAAGCCCUCGAAGGAAAAGUCAGCUUCAAAACCCGCUAUGAAACCAGAACUCGCCUGGUCGAUGCCCAUGGCAACGAAAUUCCUCAACCAGACGGAGCAGGUGUCGCUCCACCUCAUCCCGAUGUCGAGGGUGUUGAUUCUUCGACCGUCGGUAAACCAGAGCCGGAAUCUCAAGAUGCACCAGUCGCCCAAAAGGAGGUUCGCGCUGAUGAGAGCAAGGAGGAGAGUAUCGCAAAGUCGGAUAAGGGUGCCGCAAAGCCUGCGAGUGAAGGCAACGACGCAACUGCCGCAUAAGAUGGUAAAUUUCCUUGUGUUUGGUGAAGGAGAUGGCGUGGGUUAUGGACAUCUUGGGAGACGCAUCGACGCCUUUGUAUACUAGAAAUGCAUACAAGGCAUCUCACUAUUCUGAUGGCUUUACGGUCGGAUUGGACUUUCUAAAUAAUGUAGAUUCUGUG
Hyaloscypha bicolor E is the source of this 3225-nucleotide messenger RNA. Its product is annotated as glycosyltransferase family 39 protein. Bases 221 to 3064 code for a protein of 947 amino acids. NCBI's taxonomy places the organism in Eukaryota, Fungi, Ascomycota, Leotiomycetes, Helotiales, Hyaloscyphaceae. The record is from RefSeq and is a predicted model, not a curated record. The transcript is spliced from 5 exons. Gene Ontology annotation, biological process: protein O-linked glycosylation via mannose. Gene Ontology annotation, molecular function: dolichyl-phosphate-mannose-protein mannosyltransferase activity. Gene Ontology annotation, cellular component: membrane; endoplasmic reticulum.